AUGCCGGCGGCGGCGGGGGACGGGCUGCCGGGCGAGCCGGCGGCGGGGGGCGGCGGGGCCGGCGGGGACGCGGCCCGCGAGGGGGGCUGCCUGCCCGCCUGGGUGAGCGGCGUGCCCCGCGAGCGGCUGCGCGACUUCCAGCACCACAAGCGCGUGGGCCACUACCUGGUGGGCAGCCGCAAGCUGGGCGAGGGCUCCUUCGCCAAGGUGCGCGAGGGGCUGCACGUGCUGACCGGCGAGAAGGUGGCCAUCAAAGUCAUCGACAAGAGGAGAGCCAGGAAGGACACCUACGUCACCAAGAACCUGCGGCGGGAGGGGCAGAUCCAGCAGAUGAUCCGCCACCCCAACAUCACCCAGCUGCUCGACAUCCUGGAGACGGAGAACAGCUACUACCUGGUCAUGGAGCUGUGCCCCGGCGGCAACCUGAUGCACCGCAUCUACGAGAAGAAGCGGCUGGAGGAGGCGGAGGCGCGCAGGUACAUCCGGCAGCUCAUCUCGGCCGUGGAGCACCUGCACCGGGCCGGCGUGGUGCACAGGGACUUGAAGAUAGAAAACCUGCUGCUCGACGAGGACAAUAACAUCAAGCUGAUCGACUUCGGACUGAGCAACUGCGCGGGGAUCCUGGGCCACUCGGACCCGUUCAGCACGCAGUGCGGCAGCCCCGCCUACGCCGCGCCCGAGCUGCUGGCCAGGAAGAAGUACGGCCCCAAGAUCGACGUCUGGUCCAUAGGCGUGAACAUGUACGCCAUGCUGACCGGGACCCUGCCCUUCACCGUGGAGCCGUUCAGCCUGAGGGCUUUGUACCAGAAGAUGGUGGACAAGGAGAUGAACCCGCUGCCCACCCAGCUCUCCACAGGAGCCGUCAGCUUCCUGCGCUCGCUGCUGGAGCCCGACCCCGUGAAGAGGCCCAACAUCCAGCAGGCGCUGGCCAACCGCUGGCUGCACGAGAGCCACACGGGCAGGGUGCCCUGUGUCACCUACCCCAACAGGAUCUCGCUGGCCGACCUGAGCCCCAGCGUCGUGCUGCACAUGACCCAGAAGCUGGGCUACAAGAACAGCGACGUGAUCAACACGGUGCUGGCCAACCGCGCCUGCCACAUCCUCGCCGUCUACUUCCUCCUGAACAAGAAGCUCGAGCGCUACGUGUCGGGGAAAUCCGACCUGCAGGACGGCGUCUGCUCCAAGGCCCCGCUCUGCCCGGUGGACAGGUGCCGGCCCGGCAGGGAGCCCUGCGAGGCCUCCCUGGACACCUGGACGCGAGACCUUGAAUUCCACACGGGGCAGGACAAAACUCCCAAAGAGCAAGAGAAAAAGGGGGACUUCCUUCCCCGGCCGUUUCCCCAGAAGCUGGAGAAGCACCUGCCGGCGCACAGGCAGCCCCCGGCCUCGCUGGUGACGCAGCUUCAGAGCACCAGGGCCCUGCUGCGCGACCGCAAGGCCACCAGGCCCGGCCCCCCCGACAGAGAUUCCUUCGGCUGCCGCAGUAUCUUCCGCAAAACCUCGGACCCCAGUUGUGUGGCUUCCUCUUCCAUGGAGUUCAUCCCCGGCCCCCCGCCCAGGACCCCCCGCAUUGCCAAGAAGCCGGAGCCGCCUCCACAGGGCCUGGGGGGCAGCGGCAUCGCCCCCAGAGAGGAGCCGCUGGUGCUAGACAUGGUCCGCUCCUUCGAGUCUGUGGAGCGCGAAGACCCGCCGGACCUGCUGUCCCCGGCCCACCCUUGCAGGGCGCUGGGCUCCCCCGGGGGCUCGGGGCGUGGCACCCCCGGGGAGCGGGCGCUGUCUCCCUCCCUGCUGCCCCAAAGCCCGUCCCCUCUCCAGACUCCUUUGCAUCCCACCCUGGUCUCCUUUGCUCACGAAGAGAACUGCCUCCCGAAAGAGGGGGGCGUGUGCUCCCCUCCUCCGGGUCCCAGUGCUGGUUCCCCACAGCCCCUGGGGAGCCCCAACUGUGUGAAAAGCCGGGGCCGGUUCCCCAUGAUGGGCAUCGGGCAGAUGCUGAGGAAGCGGCACCAGAGCCUGCAGCCCCCCGCGGACAGGCCGCUGGAGGCCAGCCUGCCCCCCCUGCAGCCCGCGGCGCCCGUCAGCCUCCCCUUCAGCAUGGCCGAGGCCGUCCAGGGCCAGUGCUAACUGGGCAGCAGCGGGACUGGCCACCCCAGGGAAGCGAUGGUACGAGCCCACAGUCCUUCAGGCGAAGGUUCAGGAACUGCACGGCCCCGGCCUCCAGCCACGCAGCUCCCUCCUGGGGGCAGCUGAGCCCCAGGCCCCACGCCUGCUCCACCCCGUCUGGCGUCAGAACCUGCAGAUACUGGGAUUCCCUAGCAGGUGGGCUGGGGUACAGCCAGUAACGCUCGUUUCCUCGCUCCCCCGUCACCUCAGUUGGGCUGGGGCGAGCACCUGCAUCGGCCCUGGGAGCACCUGGAUCAGCCCCGGGAGCACCUGCAUCGGCCCUGGGAGCACCUGGAUCAGCCCCGGGAGCACCUGCAUUGAGUGCACACCUGCAUCGGCCCUGGGAGCACCUGGAUCAGCCCCAGGAGCACCUGCAUCGGAGUGCACACCUGCAUCGGCCCCGGGAGCACCUUCAUUGAGAGCACACCUGCAUUAGCCCUGGGAUCACCUGCAUCGGCCCCAGGUGCUCAGGGGAUGGCUGUUACCAGGCUCCUCCUCACUGUGCUCUGCCUGCCUCUGGAUCACUUUCCCUUCGGCCACGGUCACCGCACGGGGACUGAGGCCGUGUCCUCCAGCCCCUCGUCCAGCCACGGUUUCCUGUCCUGGAUCGCCAGCUGGGCCUCGCGGGAAGACGGGCAGGAGCCGUGGCCAUGGGCUGGCCCCUCAGCGGGCAGGGGCAGCUGGGCACAGACCGGCCCGAUGGGGACCCGUGAAAGGGGCUCAUUUCCGCAGCGAGGUUCUGCCGGUUUCCUUCUUGGGUGAAUCUUGCUGCUGGUGGAGCCUCUUCCCCGAGGUGGCCUUUCGUUACGGGAGGUUCCACCGAAGUUGCAUGGUGUGUAAGCCCACGGAGAGCUGGGAACGGGCCCACCCAACGUGUUUGCGGGAGAGGAUGAGCGUGGAGGCGUGAGGAGUCACACAGGCCAUGCCGUGGUGGCUGGUGCCCAUGUGACCUGCAGGCCCGGCUGCCCUGUGUUCGCGCCGUUGUGUCAGCGUGGCCCUGACCCCCGGGAGGCGGAGCGCAGUGUCCGUGGGUCAUUUAGAGAAGAUGGUUGAGGUGGGCGCGGAUGCAUCUGGAAGGCACGGUCCCUCCACGCCGGUGCAGGCGGUGUCCUCGCCACCCGGAGAGCGCGCCCGCAGGUUCCAGCGGAGCCGGUUUGCCGUGAGCUCGCCUGGAGGGAUCACAGGCCAACUUCAGCGCCGGGUCUUCUCAGAGGAAAGCAGCUCCGAGUCCCUGCCCCGCGCUCACAUCUUCCCCCAGGAUGGAACCCACACGCCCCUCGGCUCCCUGUCCGCGCCCCCUGCGUGCGCGUCUGUGGGCCUGGCGCCUGGGCAGCACUGGAAAGAGAACUGGCACAGGGUGCACAGGGGCUAAUUCAGGGGCAGCUUACACAGCGGCCGGGUCCUCCGUGCUGGCCGGUGCAGGAGGGACACGAGCCACCACGGCGGCCGCCCCAGGACGUGUCCUCAGCCCACGGGAGCGGCCUCAGCUCGGGAGAACGGCAAAGACCAUGCCUGUUGGCAUGGUGGCCGGGCAGUGCCCAGGAGCAGGGCGGCUCAUCUUUGCUUGUCUGCCAGGGAGACCUCGUCUGCCUGGGCGAGGGGAAGGGCGUGUUUGCUGAGCCCUGAGCCCCGAGUCACUGCAGAGCCCCCUCUCGCUCACCUGGACGGACCUGCAGCUGCGCUCCCUAGCGGGGGCCACCCCGCUCCCUCCCGGGCCUCCUGGGCUGUGGCUGCAAUUCCCUUGUCUGGCUCCAGUCCGGGUUCUGGAACAUUCCAUUGGAAAUAGAGCUUUGGAAGCUGAGAGAAGCGUCUGGAAAAGGCCUGUCCAUGGACAUGGGGCCUGUUCUGAGGGUGGCUUCCCGCUGCUGCACGUACGUGCCUUGUGUGGGCUCCUCGCCCGUGUCCCUCUGUGUCCAGCUUCGUGGACGAGCGUGUGCCUGUCGCUGUCCCCGUCCUCGUGGCCGGCUCCCGUGCGGCCCGCCCGCUGGGCCACGCUGGUGACUGAACCGCGGACGCGGCCGCUCCAGGCCCGGCGAGGGGGGGAGCGGGGGGCGCACCUGUCCGUGUGUGAGCACCCGUCGGACCUGUGAGAGCGGGUGAGCGAGGAGAUGUCCGACGCUGUUAUUUUGGUAUUCAUACGGAGAGCCUGACUCCCUUCGGUCGGUACGAGCGCGCUGUCUCUGUGCCCCGGGCCUGUCUCGCCUGUGCGCCCGUGUCAUGGCCGCGUCAGCCGGAGCCCCCGACGGAAAUGCCUCGCCGUCUCGGGUCCAGGGGACCGUGGUGGGCAACCUGGGCGUGAGCAGGCCUGUGCUUUCUUACGACUGUGAAAUACACGUUCCCUCACUGUG
Molecule: messenger RNA, 4508 nt
Organism: Myotis myotis
Lineage: Eukaryota; Metazoa; Chordata; Mammalia; Chiroptera; Vespertilionidae
Gene: HUNK
Product: hormonally up-regulated Neu-associated kinase
Exons: 11
Coding region: 1-2121 (706 amino acids)
Biological process (GO): intracellular signal transduction; protein phosphorylation
Cellular component (GO): cytoplasm
Molecular function (GO): protein serine/threonine kinase activity; ATP binding
Source: RefSeq, a predicted model, not a curated record